CCCGGCCCCGCCUGCAUCCUCGCCGAGCGAUGCUCUCCCCGACACGCCAGGACCCGGCGGCGGUGGAGAACCCCAGCACCGCCGACGUCCCGGCCAAGGUCCUGCCCCAAACGGGCGGCGAGUCGACCGCCGCGCGUCCGCGCAGCGUUUCGUACAUCGCGCAUCUCCUUUCACCGCCCCCCUCAACCAGCCUCUCUGGCGGGGAGGUCCAGGUCCCGACGUCUGUAUCUAUGCCGGGCUCCUCGUCCCCCACCCCUCCGGGGCCGGGGUCCGACCUGGAGGACUUCCUCCCAGCCGGCGGGACGGCUUUCCUGACUCUGGCACCAGGUGCGGCGCCGCAUGCGCCCACAGGCUCGGGCAUCAAUCCGGCUGAUGAAGCGUCGGCCGUCUUCGCGCUGGACCCGUCCAAACGCGAGGCCAUUCUUAAGUCCAACUUUGCUGCUAGCGCUGUUCCGGAGAUCCGCGCGGCUGCCGCCAGCUCUUUCACCAUCCGGCAGGGUGCCUCGACGAACUCCUCCUCCGCGCAGUCGGUAACCUCCUCACGGGCACACUCUCCUGCCCCGGCCGGGGAAAGCCGAGUCGAUCAAACGCCCCCGCCACGCGUGGCCACCGGUCAGCGGCACCCGCUUGCCGGUGUGGCCACCGCCCUCGGGGUCGACGAAGAGGAGGACAUCCUGGAGGCGGAUGAUGAAUUCCACCCGUCGGAAUCGCCGCAUGCCCUCCACAGUAACCUGGAGGAUGAGUCAGCCGUCUUGAGCCCGCUGACCCCGGUGGCACCUGAGGCCGCCAUGGUGCCAGGCGGCCCGGGAGACUUGAAUGACCCGCAGAUGCAGUUCCACUCCUACGCCAUCCGCAUGGGGCUCUACAUGCUGGUGCCACAAUAUGCCGGACCCGGGGAGGCUGCCACUUCCCCCGGGAAGCGUGCUGCCAUUCCGGCCGCCGGCACCGAUCGAACGGGGCUCCCGACCGGCGGAACAGCCACCGCGACUGCCACGGCCGCGGCCACUCCCUGUCCCACGCACCGGGAUUUGGGCCUGGCCCGGUGUCCCGGGGGGGUCCGUUGCCCGCAGGAUUACACCUCAACUCGGCCUCUAAUGUCACCCGUGCCGGCGACUCCAUCUCCCUUGCUGACGAGCGCCGCCUCGGCCACCGGCCAGGGGCCAGGCUCUUUCUUGUCGGGCAACCGGCACCUGAUGGCCGGGGGCACGGCCGGGAACUCGCCAGCCGCCGGCACCACCCCCUAUCAAAUUGGCAUGGAGGGACUCGGGUCGCCGGCUGGAUUUGCCGCGGCCCAUGUUCCCGAUCGCCUGGGCUUCCAGCUCCUACGCAAGGCCGAGGAGGUGCUGGUCCAACGCCGGCGGGUGGAACGCUAUGAACAACGCUUGGCCCAGGCGCGCUUGCAGAUGGACGCCCUGUCGGCGGAGUUGGCCGAGAUCCGCAGCGAAUUGAUUGCCCAGCACAAUCUCGCGAAGAGCUCGACCGUGCACCAGCAUCUGACACCGCCGGAGGGCCAUAACAAGUCGGACGCCCGGUCGGCCCUCACAUGGGCCGACUUUGCCGUGUCGACCGCGCAUCAGAGCCACUCGCCGGCCGAUCUGCGCGACUUGACCCGCAUGAUUCGCACCUCCGGCAUCCCGGUGGCCCUGCGUCGAUUGGUGUGGCUCACUUGCCUGGACCAGCUGGUUCCCGGGGACCCGGGGACCUUUCUCCCGGGGGGGAGCUUCCGUGACGGGGGGCUUCGGCUGUAUAUGCGCUAUUGCCGGCUAACCGAGCAGGCGGCGGCCCACAUCUACGAGCCGGCACAAACCAGCGAGUGGGAUGACAUGAUCCGCGGCAUCAGCCGUCAGGGCGGCGGCUCCGGUGGCCGGUCAUCCAGUGGCCUGCGCAGCCGUCUGCAAAAGAGCACCCUAAAGGCCGUCGGUGCCGGGAGCCCUGGCGAUGUGGGUCCCAUGGAUGCCAUGCCUGCCGGAUCGUACAGCCUGCUGGCCGGUGAGCCGGAUGCCCUGAAAAAUGACUUCUGCAAUGUCCGCCUGGAUCCGGUGGUGGUGGCAGCCAUCGAGCAAGACCUGCACCGGACCCUGCCGGAGUAUGCCUCAUUCUCGCUGAUGUAUGCUCCGGGGAUUGUCAGUCUGCGACGCAUUCUCCGGGCAUACUCCCUUCGCAACCCGGCGGUCGGGUACAUCCAGUGCUUCUCGGUCAUUUCGGCCACCCUGCUGCUGCAGCUGUCCGAGCAUGAGACCUUCUGGAUGCUGUGCCACAUCAUUGAAAACAUCUUCCCGCCGAACUACUUCACAAAGAACCAGGUGGGCAUUUUCGUGGACCAGCUGGUGCUCGGUGAUCUCAUCAAGAUUCACCUCCCGGAAUUGGCCCAGGCCCUGGAGCAAACGCAGACCGACAUCAGCGUCAUCUUUUCCGGGCCUUUUGCCUCGCUCUUCGUCAACUCCCUGCCCAUGGAGUGUGUCCUGCGCAUCUGGGACUUGCUCUUUGUUGAUGGCAGCGUGGCUCUCUUUGCCGCGGCCUUGGCCAUCCUGCGCAACAUGCAGAAGGACCUCCUGCAUGCGAUGAACCGAAUGGCGUCCGGGCCGUUGUCUGCCUUCAGCCUGCCGAAUGGCUUGUGCUUCGAGAUCCAGCAGCUCAUGCGCAAUGCCGUGUACAGCUCCACCGAAACCCGGCGCAUCAUCAAGUACCUCGGGCGCAUGAUCCUCGACGUCAACCCGGAGACCGUGUCCUCCCUUCGGGCAAAGUACCAGCACCACGACCCGGCGCACUCCUAGGGGAGUGAGCACGCCCAAAGGACCACAUGGGAGACCGUGCCCACGUGUGGGGAGGGCCCUCGGAGAGGGAAACAAUCUGCGGAUUUCUGCCUCGCCUCGCUCUUUCUGUCCGCCUCCGCACGGGGUCUUUCCGCCGCCAGGCUGCUCCCAGCAGCCGGUCCGGCUGGGUGACCGAUCCUGCUGUAUGUGUAGUCAAUAAAAAGCAAUCCACAUA
Fonticula alba is the source of this 2988-nucleotide messenger RNA. RefSeq lists its product as hypothetical. Bases 30 to 2774 code for a protein of 914 amino acids. The record is from RefSeq and is a predicted model, not a curated record. The transcript has 4 exons. Lineage: Eukaryota; Rotosphaerida; Fonticulaceae.